UGGAAGAGUAGACAGGUGCAGUGGUGUGUGUCAUUUUCCGUUUCGCACAUAGAAAAAAGCCAAAGUACUCUUCGCCGCCAUUUUCUACUCUCACUGAAGUCAUCUUCUUCCCAUUCCUCUUCUAAGAUCUCCCUUCCAACGACACCGUUUUGAUCUUCCCAUUCGGAUCUUCUUCUCCAGUUUCUCAAAUCAUGGCUACACUCAAAACCCUUUGCUUCAGAGCUGCCACCUUCCCCGAUUACCCCUCCAAUGUCACCAAUAAUAAAAACACCAGGAGCUCAAACUGGAAGCCUCCACAAGCAGCUGUGAAACCUAGUUUGCACCUCCCAAUGCGCAGCUUUGAGUUGAAGAAUAGGACUUCCCCAGAGGACAUAAAGUGUCUGAGGUUGAUAACUGCCAUCAAAACUCCAUACCUACCUGAUGGGCGAUUUGAUCUUGAAGCGUACGAUGACUUGGUGAAUAUGCAGAUUGGAGAAGGGGUCGAAGGUGUUAUUGUUGGUGGGACAACUGGUGAAGGACAAUUAAUGAGCUGGGAGGAGCACAUAAUGCUCAUUGCUCAUACAGUUAACUGUUUUGGUGGGAAAGUUAAGGUUAUUGGAAAUACUGGAAGCAACUCCACCAGGGAAGCAAUUCAUGCCACUGAGCAGGGUUUUGCUGUUGGAAUGCAUGCUGCCCUUCACAUAAACCCCUACUACGGAAAAACCUCGUUGGAUGGCAUGGUUGCUCACUUUCAAAGUGUGCUUCCGAUGGGACCCACUAUAAUCUAUAAUGUGCCUUCACGGACUGGUCAAGACAUUCCUCCACAUGUAAUUCAAACCUUAGCUGAAAGUUCUAACUUAGCUGGUGUCAAGGAGUGUGUUGGAAAUGAUCGGAUCAAGCAGUAUACAGACAAUGACAUUGUUGUGUGGAGUGGAAAUGAUGAUCAAUGCCAUGAUGCUAGAUGGGAUUAUGGGGCUACUGGAGUGAUAUCUGUUACAAGCAACCUGGUUCCUGGUCUAAUGCGGGAACUGAUGUAUGGUUUAAAUCCUAGGCUAAAUUCUAAGCUCUUACCUCUGAUUGACUGGCUUUUCCACAUGCCAAACCCCAUUGGGUUGAACACUGCUCUUGCUCAACUUGGGGUUGUCAGGCCCGUUUUUAGGCUACCAUUUGUACCUCUCCCUUUUGAGAAAAGGAUAGAAUUUGCCAAUAUAGUGAAGGCAAUUGGCCGAGAGCAUUUUGUUGGAAAUAAAGAUGUUGAGGUUCUUGAUGACGAAGACUUUUUCUUGGUCAGUCGUUAUUAAAUUAUCUUGUAGGUUUAUUGUAUCCUCCUUUCUGGGGGGUUUUCCAAACAUCAAAUCAUGAUGAGUCUGCUGUAGUGAAUUGAAGUGAUUACCUAGUUUCUUUUUACUGGCUACUCUGUAGUUGGGAACUGUUUCAAAUCUGUGUAGUUUGAAUUUAUGUGCUA
Vigna angularis (adzuki bean) is the source of this 1444-nucleotide messenger RNA. RefSeq names its product 4-hydroxy-tetrahydrodipicolinate synthase, chloroplastic. Gene Ontology annotation, molecular function: 4-hydroxy-tetrahydrodipicolinate synthase activity. NCBI's taxonomy places the organism in Eukaryota, Viridiplantae, Streptophyta, Magnoliopsida, Fabales, Fabaceae. The record is from RefSeq and is a predicted model, not a curated record. The transcript is spliced from 3 exons. The coding region runs from base 192 to 1280 and encodes 362 amino acids.